Molecule: messenger RNA, 1882 nt
Organism: Aquila chrysaetos chrysaetos
Lineage: Eukaryota; Metazoa; Chordata; Aves; Accipitriformes; Accipitridae
Product: interferon regulatory factor 2-binding protein 1-like
Exons: 2
Coding region: 193-1335 (380 amino acids)
Biological process (GO): regulation of transcription by RNA polymerase II
Cellular component (GO): nucleus
Molecular function (GO): transcription corepressor activity
Source: RefSeq, a predicted model, not a curated record
CCCCGCGCAGGCGCAGUGGCCGCUGCCCCCCCCCCCCCCCAGUCCCUCCCGCCGUCCCGCCGCGCUCAGGCGGUCCCUUUAAGGCGCGCGCGUUCGAGGGCCCCACCCAGGGGUCCCCCCCGAGGAGUACCCGCUGAGAGAGAGCCCUGCAGGAGCGGCCUGCACUGAGGAAAGGGUCCCGGCGGCCCCGCCAUGUCGUGGCGGCGGCAGUGGUGUUACCUGUGCGACCUACCCAAAAUGCCCUGGGCUGUGGUGUGGGACUUCAGCGAGGCCGUUUGCCGCGGCUGCGUCAACUUUGAAGGCGCCGACCGUAUCGAACCGUUGUUGGAAGCCGCCCGUCGCCUCCGGCACAGCCACGCCAAAAGCCAGCACCAUGAUGCCGUGCCGAUACCGCGCCUGGCCGAGGGGCUAAAUCGCCCUGGGGAAACAACAGCCGAGCGCCAUGGGCCAUCGGUGCCAGUGCCAUGCCGCCCACGCGACGUCGAGUGUUUGGCGGAGUUGAGCGAAGCCAUGCGCGGUCGCGCUGAGGACUGGCCGGGAAAGCCGCCGGCGGUGCGGGAACGCUUGGCCGCCCUCGCCGGCUGUGCUCCCUUCAACGUCCGCUUCCGUAAGGACCAUGCAUUGGUGGGACGAGUCUUCGCCUUCGACGCCGCGCCCCGGCCCGGCUUUGAGUUCGAGUUGAAGCUCUUUGCCGAAUACCCCUGCGGUUCCGGCAGCGUCUAUGCCGGCGUGCUGGGCCUGGCAAAGCAGAUGUUCCAGGAUUGCCUCCGGGCACCCGGCAAAGCCAUUUCGUCUGGCUACAAGUACCUGGAAUACGAGAAGCGGCAGGGCAGCGGAGAUUGGCGUCUGCUGGGUGAACUCUUCACCGAAGCUGUCCGCUUCUUCCGCCACCCGCCGGCUCCCGAAGCCUUGCCACAGCAGUAUCUGCUGCCUCCGCCGAUGCCACUGCCACGUCGCCGUCGCAAAGCUUCACCGGAACCAGAUGAACCGCCACUGCACCGGCAGCACCCGCCGGGUGAAACUUCACCCGGUGAACCGCCUGGCGUUCGUCGCCCGGCGGAGGAUUUGAUGUCGCCGAUGUUGUGUUGCGGUUUGUGCCGGCAACGGUUGGAGGACACCCAUUUCGUGCAGUGCCCCUCGGUGCCAGCGCAUCGGUUCUGUUUCCCCUGCGCCCGUCGUGCCAUCCGGGCACGGGGUGCCGGCGGGGAGGUGCACUGUCCCAGCGGGGGCCGAUGUCCCCUGGCUGGAUCCGGCCUCCCCUGGGCCUUCAUGCAGGGCGAGAUCGCCGCCAUUUUGGCCGGGGACGUCCGUGUCAAGAGGGAAAGGGACCCCUGAGGGACCCCCCCCCCCCCCGAUGGACCCCCAACCCCACCAAAUGACCCCGAUCCUGCUAAGGGACCUGGGACCCCCUGACGGACCCCCAACCCUACUGAGGGACCCAGGACCCCCAAAGGGACCCCCAACCCCCCCAGGGGACCCCUAACCCUGCUGAGGGACAUGGGACCCCCCCAAGGGAUCUCUGACACUGUGGAGGGUCUCCCACCUCCCCCGAGGGACCCCCAACCCUGCUGAGGGACCACUGACCCUGCUGACAGACCCAGGACCCCCCAAGGGACCCCAGACUCCCUGAAGGGACCCCAGACCCCCCCAAAGGACACUCAAUCCCUCUGAGGGACCCCCAACCCUGCUGAGGGACUCCUGACCCCACCAAGGGACCUGGGACCCCGCCAAGGGACCCCCAACUCUGUUGAGGGACCCUUGACCCCACCAAGGGACCUGGGACCCUCCCCCAGAGAACGCCUGCCCCUCCUCCCCCCCCUCCCGAGGGACCCCUGACCCCACCAAGGGACCCAGGGCCCCCCCAAGGGACACUCAGCCCCUC